This is a messenger RNA of Symsagittifera roscoffensis, 3213 nucleotides long. RefSeq names its product muscarinic acetylcholine receptor M3-like. Bases 1467 to 2903 code for a protein of 478 amino acids. Gene Ontology annotation, molecular function: G protein-coupled acetylcholine receptor activity; G protein-coupled serotonin receptor activity. The record is from RefSeq and is a predicted model, not a curated record. Gene Ontology annotation, cellular component: dendrite; synapse; plasma membrane. Gene Ontology annotation, biological process: chemical synaptic transmission; adenylate cyclase-inhibiting G protein-coupled acetylcholine receptor signaling pathway; G protein-coupled receptor signaling pathway, coupled to cyclic nucleotide second messenger. Lineage: Eukaryota; Metazoa; Xenacoelomorpha; Acoela; Convolutidae. The transcript is spliced from 6 exons.
UUGCUAGGGGGGCAAUUUUUAAAUCGAAUUACUGAUUUAUUAAGGGAUUUUCUUUAUUCCGAAACCAGGCAGACUUUCUCUCCCGAAAAUUGAGACGGAAAUUUCUAGCAAGCUCGGCGGGGGGUUAUGUCAGAUUUAGACAGCUUCCAACGUCGCAAAUGAAGAAUUACACGUGAAAACUCCCAAUUUAUAAUUGCUACAAGCCAGAACAUUAUUUAAUUCCCAUAUUUGUACUCUGUUCCAUAAAACUUUGAUUGUGUUAAGAUCCCAAGUCCUCGUUAUUUAUUGCACCAAUAGAUCCUCUGAAAGAUUGAGCCCUCUUUUGCUUGUGGGCUUUAAAUAGUAGUUGUUUAUGCUCAAUUUCUGCUUAUUUAACCUAUAUCAGAAAACCUUCAACUUGUGUCACUACAUCGGGUAAACCUAACUCAACUUUAGUCUACAGAUCGAGUUUCCAAUUAACUUUUUCGAAACCCUCAAGCUUGGCAAAUUUCACUUGCCUUGUCUCCAAUUUGUUUCCUGUCACUUUCUUACACACUCUUAGCAACCUGCAUAACAAGUGUUGCGAACAGUAUAAUCAAAAAAUAAUGGCGCGAGUUCAUGCCCUCGGCAAUCUAUCAUUUUUAGGAUAUUUAUAAAAACAGUUGAAGAUGUCAUUUUUAUAACGACUCACGUUUUAAUGAGAUUUCAUUCAUCCUACUUUUACAUUUUUUUUCUCUCAUAUUGACGGCGUUUGUGACUUUUGAGUGAUGUUUAAAUUUUUGGAUUAGAUUACCACCUUUGAAAUUUUGCAAAACGAGACAUGGUUGUUUCAAUUUCUGCAUCCAGAUUUUUUAAAGCUCCCAAUUUCAACAUCAAAACGAACAUUAAAUCAGCAUAAAAGGCAUCUAAUUCAAAAACAUCUUUGUUUAUUGGCGUCCCUGUUGGAUGAUCAGACCUAAUUGAUGACUCUGGUUCAUUCAAGUUUAUUUAGCCACCUGAAAUUACCAAACCGUAUGCACAUGUAUUUUCAUUACCUCCCAUUACAGUUUUGUUAUUACAGAGUGCUAUCAAAUCGGUUACAAACGUUAAAGUCGUUCUUGGCUUACUGGCUUAACUCGCUCUAAAUUGGACUGAAAAGCAAAAUUUCCAAAUCGUUUCUCCAACAUGCUAAAAAUAUCGAAUAAACCCCGAUUGAAAGAAAUCGAUCUACAACUUCAUCCUAAUUGACAUUUGUUUGUGGUACCUGAUUCUGUGCGGAACAAAAAUGAAAACAUCGAAUUCAAAGUUCCUCCCCGUACUUCGUGGUCGGAACAAUCUCCAUUCCUCUCUCCGCUUUUGUGAUCAACUAAACUAUUAAGGACCGAGCAUUGAUGAAUGGAAUUCAAAGAAAUUAUGAACACUUAUUGAAGCUUUGCUAAAAUUAUUGCCACAAAACAAAGGAUCCUCUUCAGCUUCGUCCUAUUUUGACAUUUUGUUUUACCUCAAUUAUGAACAACACUAAAAAUAUCGGAUUCCUUUCGAAUGGCGUGGAAAACUCCUCAAGUAGGAAAUCGGGGGAGGAUUCUAUUCUGUUCACGAGCAAUUACAUAAUCAUGUACUCGGCAGCAGUGUUGUGUGUGGUUGUGACCAUAGGGGGCAACUUCCUAGUGUUGAUGUCGUUCCGAUUCGAGAAAAAAAUCAGAACUGUCAGCAAUUACUACAUUUUCUCUCUCGCUCUAGCUGACAUGGGAGUCGGUCUGUUCUCGAUGUCGAUCUACGUGUUCCGCUACAUCGUGACCACCCCCCCUCUGGACUUGGAGCCGGUGGGACCGGUGAUUUGCUACUCCUACCUCACUCUGGACCAUCUGUUGACACACGUGUCCAUAUUCAACAUCAUCGCCAUAGGCUUCGACCGAUUCCUCUCCAUCGAAGACCCCAUGCGAUACAGGGCUCAGAGGACCAGUCUUAAAGUCAAAAAGGUGAUUCUGUACGUGUGGCUAGGCUGUCUUCUCUUUUGGUUUAUAGUGGUCUUUGUAUGGCCUGCUAUAGUCAAAGGAUUCCAAUACGAACAAGAGUUUUGCACACCCUACUACGAAGACUCCUUUUUCGGUUCUAUCCUCGCAGCUCUUGUCUAUUUUUGGAUCCCAACUCCAAUUCUAUGCGGACUGUAUUUUAAAUUAUACCGCACGUCGGCUCGUAUGAAGAAAAACAUGUCACAAAAUAUGGUCGUUGCCGCCGAACCGAGACCACGCGAAGUACGACGACCGACACUCUCGUCGGUAAAUUUGAGUUACGACGCUAAAACGGGUCCGAACAUUUCAGCAAAAACAGCGGCGGCGGCAGCAGUUGAACUUUCAGGCGCGACAAUCUUCGUAAUUGCGAAUGAAAGCGCGGACGAAAACAUCAAGUCCGUGUUCGGAAACGAGCUGAACAGAAGCCCGAGGUUAGGUGGACGACUGGGUCUAAGCAGUCCUAGAGCGGGCAGGAAAAAACCGAUUUCUCCCUCACAGAGACGAGCUGACAUGAAAAUGAACUGCAAUGGGUUCGGCGAUGAUAGAAAAAUUUCAUUUGCACAAACUACUUCAGCUUCGACGAGAAAAAUCUCAUCGAUGAUUGUCUCUGUGGCGUCAAUGGCAGAAGCUCAAAAUAAGAAGGCUUUUAAAGCCUUUACAUUUAUUCUUGGAGCCCUCAUUAUAACCUGGACUCCGUGGGCUUCUUUGGUCAUAGUUAGAGCCCUGUUCCGGGAAGACAAAACUUUUCUGGAGCGAACCAACGCGCUCUUCAACUUCUCCUAUUUCUUCACUUAUAUAAAUAGCACAGUGAACCCACUUUGCUACGCCCUAGCCAGUCGGACUUUCGCCAACGCGUUCUACAGAAUCCUCUGCUGCAGAUUCAAUAACAAGUCAGAACGGUCCAUUAGCUUGAACUCGCUGCCUGGCCACUAAAAUAAAUUAUUAGCUGGAGCAGUAAAAUUACUACUUAAGAGACAUAAACGAGUUUGUUUCAUCUGAUCACUUGAAAUAGCAGCGAUAUUUAUGUUAUAUCACAAUUGUAUCGGAUAUAAAAUGAUUGAUUAGAAAUCAUUGGUUCAAAUAAUGAUUUCAAAAUAGCGCCUGAGGCGGCAAAAAUCAAUAAGGCAACAAAUUUUAUCUCACAAACGAAUAUUCCAAUCAUCGUCUAUUGGAAAUUCAGGGAAAUGAUUGAUUGAAUCUCAAAUUGAGUAUAUUGAUUUCCGGAAAGAUGAACAAAACUACU